AUGCCCGAAACACCCGUCUACUUGAUAAGAAACGGAAAAUUAGAUAAAGUUCCGAAAACCUUCCAAUUCCUACGCGGCAAAAUGUACGACUUCAGCAAUGAAAUUGUAAUCAUAGAGGAACAAAUAGCCGAAGACGCGAAGAGGCCCGGAUUUUGGGAGACGAUGCGUACCAAGGCCUUCAAGAAGGCGGCACUCAUAUGCGUGAUGCUGAUGUUCUACCAACAGUCGUCUGGCAUCGUUGCCAUACUCUUUUUCCUAAGUGAAAUCUUCAAUUCGGCUGGAUCAAGUUUAGAGCCUCAAUGGUGCGUCAUUAUAGUCGGCAUUGUCCAGGUUGGUGUUAGCAUGAUUUCCUCGUUAGUCAUGGACAUAUUCGGUAGAAAAAUUUUGCUGAUUGUGUCGAGUGCCAUUAUGUCUGCCUCUGCCGCUCUGUUAGGAUUGUUCUUCACCUUGAAGAACAACGCACUUAUCGAUAAAGACGCCGUGUACAACAUAAGCUUCCUUCCCGUAACGUCGCUAAUGCUAUUCAUCUCAGCGUUUUGUAUUGGCCUUGGCCCCAUUCCGUGGAUGGCUCCCACGGAACUGCUCGCUCCAGAAGUUAAGGCAAAGUUCGCUUCAGCCGUAUCUACCUUUAAUUGGCUGCUAGCCUUUUUCGUCACGAGGUUUUUCCUCAACGUAGUGGACGCCAUUGGUAGCGACGCCACCUUUUACAUCUUUGCUGGUAUUACAGCAACUGUACCGUUUUUUGUAUGGUUUUUAUUUCCGGAGACAAAGGGGAAAAUCUUUAUACAAAUCAAGGCUGAACUUGAAGGAACAUCGCCAGAAGAAAUGUGA
Anoplophora glabripennis (Asian longhorned beetle) is the source of this 831-nucleotide messenger RNA. Its product is annotated as facilitated trehalose transporter Tret1-like. Bases 1 to 831 code for a protein of 276 amino acids. Gene Ontology annotation, cellular component: membrane. The record is from RefSeq and is a predicted model, not a curated record. NCBI's taxonomy places the organism in Eukaryota, Metazoa, Arthropoda, Insecta, Coleoptera, Cerambycidae. Gene Ontology annotation, biological process: transmembrane transport. Gene Ontology annotation, molecular function: transmembrane transporter activity. The transcript has a single exon.